GGCCCGGCGGAAGGACGGCAUGCCGGGGGCGGCGGAGCGGUAGCGGGGGCGCGGAGUCGUUGCCGGCGCGGCGAUGCGGCUGCUCGGUGCCUUCCUGAGGCUGCUGGUGGCCGCGACGCUGGGGGCGCCUCCUGCCCCGGCCCCGGAGGCGCGGGGGACCGCCAGCGCGGAGCCGGCCGUCCUGACCUUUCGGGAGAUCUGGAACCGUAGUUUCUGCCGGCCCCUGGAGCAGCUGGUGGACGUCAUCAGCGAGUUCCCCAACGAGGUGGAGUACAUUUUCAGACCCUCCUGCGUCUCCCUGCAGCGCUGCGGAGGCUGCUGUGGGGAUGAGGGUCUCCGCUGUGUCCCUGUGGAAACAAACACGGUCACCAUGCAGCUCCUGAAGAUAAAGCCGAAUGGGGAGGCUCCCUACGUGGAGAUGGUGUUCACCGAGCACAAGCAGUGCGAGUGCAGGCCCCGGCAGGACCUGAUGAGGCUGGGAAGGAGAAGGCCUAAGGGUCGAGGUAAGAGAAGACAAGAGAGGACGAGACGUAAAGGCUGUGAACUAUGUGGCACACCACGCAGGUAGCCUCCGCUCUGCCCCUGGCCUUGCUCCUGUUGCUUGGGUUUGAGCCAGCAGUGUCUUCCCCUGGCAUGAGGAACUUGUGGAGCUGUGUCCUGCCAUGCAGCAGUGGGGAACAGGACUCCAGCAGGGAAAAGCUAAUUAGACUCUUGCCUGGCCCUGGCUGGAAUGAAACCUAUAACUGAGGACUCGCUCACCCCAUCUGCACCAUCAGCAGCAGGACAAAAGGACCUGUGACCAGGCCUGGGGCUGAAGAUGAGGAGCUCAAGCAGCAUCCUGGUGUUUGAGGACAUCCUGUGAGCAAUGAGGAGUGGAGCUGGUGGAUGUGCUGCUGGAGCUGGCUGGUGACAGCAUCAUGGGGAUGGGUGGAGGAGGCUUGGAGGGCUGCAGCUGCAGAGCUGCUCUGUCCUGCCAGUGCCCUGCACCUGGAGAGGAAGGAAACCCAGGGCAGGCAAGGCUGCAGGGCUGUGUCCAUCUGAGCCUUGGCAUGGGGCAGUCCAGGAGGGUGCCUGGAAAGCCCUCUUGGAGAGGAAGGAAUGGGAACUGGGGUUGCCAGGGCUCCUCACAUACUUGCAGCCACAUCCCAGCCUUGCCCUGCUCAAUAAAACCUGGUGGGCGGAUGCAGGCACUGGAAGUGUGAGCGCUCCUGUCUGCUUCUUGGCAACUGCCUGCAGGCAGGGCUCUUCCCGUGGGCUCUGUCCCAGGCUGGAGGAGGGCAGUCCUGCCACGGACCAGGGCUUGUCCCCAGCAGCAACUCCUGUAGCACCCAAGAGGCUGCCCUUGUUGGAGAUGAGCAACCAGUAGGUCAGGACCAAGCUGCUCCCAGGCUGGGGGCUAGCCAUGUGCUGGAGACCCCUGGGGGAAAUAUCCUUCUCCACCACACUGUAGCAUGGAGACAAUACCUCUUAUUCACCUUCCUUCACUUGCUGUCCUGUGGCUUUCCUUCUCCUUUGCUGGUCUGAUGGAAGGUUAGGGUAGAGGAUGCAGGCUGCCUCUGAGCCUUCCCACGCAAGAAACACCCCGCCAGGUCUCAUUCACUUGGUCUGGGGGCAAGGAACAUUCUGGGGUGUGGAGGGGGCUGUGGCUGCUGCCGUUUCCUGCUUUCCCCACUCUGCGUGGGUCUGGCCAGCCUCUGUUUCUGUGUGCCUCAGGCACUGCUCCUGGGGAUCCUCAUAUCCCCUUUCCUGUUCCGGCUACAGGGGUGCUGGGGCUGGCUGCCAAAUGCAUCCUGUGCUGCUCCUUGCAAGCUGCACCUGAAGCAGUGCACAUAGCUGGAAACCCUAAGGGCAAGCUGGACACCAGCAUGUGUGUGGGGCACCCCUAGCAUGGGGUGAAAACAAAAUCAAGAGUUAUUAUUGAAAGCUUCAAGCAGAAGGCAGGAGGGCAAGAUGUACAAAGGCUUCAGCAUUACCAUCAAACAAGGUGACCCAUGGUCUAUCCUGCACUGAGGAACAAGGGAGCCUGAUGCAGCAGGUGUUAGGACCCAAGGCACCUGUUGCCCGCUUCUGACAUAGCAGCCUGUAGUCAGGGCAGUCUCCCUCAAAGCUGUAAUGCUGGUGCUGCUUGUGGCUGGCACAGGCACAUGGGGUCUGGGGCAUUGGCACCCUGGGAAGAAAAGGGUAAGUGUUGAGGUGAUGUGAACCUCUGUGCUGCCAGCAUGCAUGGACUGUGCCCACGCAGCUGGGUAUAUCUUCCAGGAAGCUUCUCCUUGGCUGCUUGAUGGAUGAGAGGAACUUGCUGUUCCCCUUCCUAUGUCACUCAGGGGCCAUGUGGGCCAUGUGGCACCCAGCUGCAGUGGCCAGUCCUGGUCUGUGUAGUCUCUCCCCACACCCACAUGCUGUUUCAGCCUGGCUGGUUGUGCUUUGAGGCUAAGGAGAAGUGUGCAGCACUCGAGCGAUGGUUUCUGCAUUGGUUUUAACAGUAAAAGUUUUACCACAGUAGUAUUAAACCUUUAAAAAGGAAGUUAUAUAAACCCGAGGAUGUUAAUUAAUAAAAGUAAGUUUGUUAAGAGUA
Molecule: messenger RNA, 2575 nt
Organism: Melopsittacus undulatus (budgerigar)
Lineage: Eukaryota; Metazoa; Chordata; Aves; Psittaciformes; Psittaculidae
Gene: PGF
Product: placental growth factor
Exons: 7
Coding region: 74-568 (164 amino acids)
Biological process (GO): vascular endothelial growth factor receptor signaling pathway; induction of positive chemotaxis; positive regulation of endothelial cell proliferation
Cellular component (GO): membrane
Molecular function (GO): vascular endothelial growth factor receptor binding; growth factor activity; chemoattractant activity
Source: RefSeq, a predicted model, not a curated record